UAAAAACGACAGUUUCUUCCUGUUGAUUAAGUCCAAGUUUUUAAUUACGUUUUCCGGAACAACUUUUAGCGAUAAAAGUUAAUUCGCAGAACAGAAAGAUAAAAGUUUUAAAAUGUUUUCAAAAUACAAGAAUAUUCUAUUUUAUCUAUUGGUUCUACUUCUGAAAAUAUUCAGUUCUUGCCACGAAUCGACUGGGAAAUCUCCUGAAUAUGGACUAGCAGUGAUAACAGCAAAGAAUUAUGAAUCGGAAAUCAUCAAUGGUGAUAAAGACGCGUGGAUUCUUGCUGUUAAAGAUGUGAGGAAGAUUUCCCUCGAACAAUGGAAGGAAAUAGAAUUUUCAGUUCGUGGAAUGACGGUGCGAGUUGGUAUAAUAGAUCCAGAAAAGGAUGGAGCUUUUCUCAAAAGAAAGGGGUUUAUUGAAGACAAGUCGUACCCAGUAGCGCGCGUUUUUCCAUAUGGUGGAUGGAAAAUCAAGACAGCUGGGAUGAAAGACACGAAGAGUAUGAAAGAAGCAAAGAAAAUGGCGCUGCAGAGUCUUCCUGAUGAUACAACUAAAAUAAACAUAAUGAGUGAACUGGAAUAUUUUGUGCACUCAUCGUACGGCACCUCACCUCCAAGGUUCCCGGUUCUCCUGUUCACUAAGAAAAGACAGACCGCAGCACUUUACAAAGCCCUGGCUUUAAAAUACUCAACUUACUUCAACUUCGGUGUCGUGAGAAAACCUUCAGUUGAAUUCUUACAACAAUUCCACCUUAAAGAUCUGCCAGAAAUCCUAGUGAUGAUAUCCAGCUUCCUCCCUAACAAUCAGCUCACCUUCAGCUCGAUUCCAUACGAUAAGACAUCUUAUGGUGCUGUAAGUUAUUUAACAGUUGCAAAGUUUUUAUAUUCUGUGCACGAGAAACAUUGGAAAGAAUUACCCAACAUUAAGAGAUUCAAAGGAAAAAUGAACUUUAAGGAAGAAUUUGUGAAAGAAAGUAAAGCAAUUCUGAACUUGGGAAUCAAGAAAGAAGACAAAAGUUCAAAAGAAAUAGUCGUGAAAGAGAUAACUCACAAGAAUUAUAAAGUAUUAUGCAAGGAAAAUGAUUUAGGGUUGUGUUUGAUAGCGUUCGUGGACGGGAAGGAUGAAAAGAUAAUGGAAAAGAGUAUUAACUUGUUGAAAGAUUUACAGAGGACCGAAGAUAUGGAAGGAAAGCCAUUACAGUACUUGUGGGUCAAUGCUACCUGCCAUCCAGAAUACGGAGACGUGUUUGGAAUCUUUCCUCAUACUCUUCCUACACUGCUCAUAAUCAAGCCCAGACAACGCCUAUUUCUCACCCAGACACUACAAGACACCAGCCCAGGUGACAUUAGUGAAAUGGUGUUGAAGAUCUUACAAGGACUAAAGAAUCUACAGAGAUAUGCAAGAUUUAAUGAUAUGCUACAACUAGACUGUAGAGAUGUAAAAGUGGAUGAGAAUACAGUGAAAAAAUCUUAUCGAAAUCAGGAACUGUAAAAGACUUGACCACCUGCAGCCAUGUCUGUACAGUGAAAUUUUCACAGUCAUAUAAAAUACUGUCAAUGGCAAAACAACAAUAGG
Messenger RNA from Actinia tenebrosa (Australian red waratah sea anemone), 1576 nucleotides. Its product is annotated as putative protein disulfide-isomerase DDB_G0275025. Lineage: Eukaryota; Metazoa; Cnidaria; Anthozoa; Actiniaria; Actiniidae. The record is from RefSeq and is a predicted model, not a curated record.